AUGGCUUGCAAACUUCAUAAGUCUUUGUAUGGACUUAAACAUGCCCCUAGACAGUGGAACAAGAAGCUCACAGAUGCAUUAGUUCAUCUUGGAUUCACUCAAAUUCAUUUUGACUAUUCAUUAUUUACAAAAAGGGUGCAGACAGAACUGGUACUAGUACUAGUCUAUGUUGAUGAUCUACUGGUAAUAGGAAGCAGUCCAAGUCUGAUUUUAAAAACUAGAAAUGAUUUAAAGCUCAAGUUUAAGAUGAAGGAUCUGGGUGAACUUAAGUUCUUUCUAGGGAUAAAGUUUGCCAGGUCAAAGCAAGGGGUUGUAAUGAGCCAAAGGAAGUAUGCAUUGGAGUUAAUUGUUGAGCUGGGACUUGGUGGUGCCAAACCUGCUGGUACACCCCUGGAGACCAGCUUUAAACUCACCUCUGUUGAGUUUGAUAUUUUCAUGAGCAAAAGCCCCUCUAAUGAAGCUGAUACAGAAGACAAAGAACUUAAAAAUGCUUGUCCUUAUCAGAGGUUGAUAGGCAGACUUAUGUAUCUUACCAUGACUAGAAUUGAUAUCUCAUAUGUAGUUCAGGUACUUAGUCAGUUUAUGCACAGACCUAAGCAGUCUCAUAUAGAUGCUCUAGGAGUUGUCAGGUACAUCAAGAUAGCUCCAGGACUUGGUCUGCUGAUGCCCUCAGAAGGAUCUGGGAAACUUGAAGCUUAUUGUGACUCAGAUUGGGGUGGUUACUUACAAACAAGAAGAUCAGUAACAGGAUAUGUGGUCAAGUUUGGUGAUGCAUUGAUAUCUCAGAAGUCCAAGAAGUAG
Molecule: messenger RNA, 801 nt
Organism: Nicotiana tabacum (common tobacco)
Lineage: Eukaryota; Viridiplantae; Streptophyta; Magnoliopsida; Solanales; Solanaceae
Source: RefSeq, a predicted model, not a curated record